AUGAGUGAGAAAGCGUCAUCCCCCAAACAAGCACCGGUGUCGCCGGCCGAGCCUGUGUCGCCUGUGUCGCCUGUGUCGCAGAAGUCACGGUCUGGUCGUGAACCGUCGGAAGGCGCGGGACUUCAUGAUGUUGAACAUUGGGCUGCACUAGCGCAGAAUGUUAGUGAUGAUGAUGCUGAUUCAUCGUUGGGAGACGAUGCCGAGUCUUCGACAGCUUCUAUGACUUCGAGCAUCCUCAAUUACAGAACUAUCAAGGGAAGGACAUACCACUCUGAAAGAGGUAAUGCGGAGUACUGGGCAUCCAAUGAUGCACAGCAGAACGAAGCCAUGGAUAUUAUUCAUCACUUUUUGGUCCUCACUCUUGAAGGGAAGCUCUAUCUCUCCCCUGUGAAAGACAAUGUCAAAUCGGUUCUCGAUGUAGGGACCGGCACAGGUAUCUGGGCGAUUGACUUUGCAGAUGAACACCCACAUGCCGAAGUGAUAGGUACCGACAUCUCGCCGAUACAACCAAAUUGGGUCCCCCCAAACGUCAAGUUUGAGAUCGAGGACUGCACUCAGCCCUGGACCUUUGCGCCAAACUCAUUUGACUUUAUCUAUAUGCGUUAUCUAUAUGGCUCUAUAGGCGACUGGUCAGCGUUGUUCCACGAGGCAUACCGCGCCUGUGCGCCUGGUGGCUGGGUCGAAAGCUUUGAAGCCUCGCCUUGUCUAGAAAGUAGCGACGGUAGUGUCCAAGAAGGUAGUGCUAUGAGCGAAUGGGGAAAGUUCUUCAUAGAGGGUGGUAAGAAGCUAGGACGAACCUUUACCAUUCUCGACGACGAUCUUCAACAGAAGGGAAUGGAGGAGGCAGGUUUUGUUGAUCUGCAGACAUGGGACUUUAAGGCCCCGGUUGGUAGCUGGCCUAAAGAUCCUAAGCUGAAGGAGAUCGGGAGAUUCUCACACGCUGCGAUGGAGCAGGAUUUAGAGGGGUUUGUGCUGUACAUGGCAAGCUUCGUGUUGGGGUGGUCAAAGGAGGAGGUGACGGUUUACUGCUCACAGCUUCGGCGGGAGAUGCGCUCGGCGAAACAUCACCCUUACUGCAGAUUGAGAAUUGUUUACGGGCGUAAGCCAGAGUGA
Messenger RNA from Fusarium sp. VM40, 1113 nucleotides. The record is from the annotation of a GenBank genome assembly. NCBI's taxonomy places the organism in Eukaryota, Fungi, Ascomycota, Sordariomycetes, Hypocreales, Nectriaceae.